Messenger RNA from Scleropages formosus (Asian bonytongue), 2705 nucleotides. Its product is annotated as stathmin-3-like. Bases 268 to 816 code for a protein of 182 amino acids. Gene Ontology annotation, cellular component: cytoplasm; neuron projection. Gene Ontology annotation, biological process: neuron projection development; regulation of microtubule polymerization or depolymerization; microtubule depolymerization. Lineage: Eukaryota; Metazoa; Chordata; Actinopteri; Osteoglossiformes; Osteoglossidae. The transcript has 5 exons. The record is from RefSeq and is a predicted model, not a curated record. Gene Ontology annotation, molecular function: tubulin binding.
GAAUCCCACUGAAAGUGAGAACUCUGUGUGAAUGUGUGCGCAGGCGUGUGUAUCUGCGCAUGCCAGCCUCCUCCCCCAUUCCCCUGCCCCCCUUCCUGUCUCUGGCAGGUUCCAGCCCCAUUGAGCUGAGUGUGAGCUCCUCAUUGUUCAGCAGGCAGUCGGCAGCCUCAGCACUGCAUCACUGAGCCUUGCAGAGAGACCCAGCCCAGCUCCUCGCAUCCUCCUCCAUUCACCUCCGUUCUCCUCCACUCUGUAUCCAGGGCCACCAUGGCAAGCACCGUAGCAGCCUACAAAGAGAAAAUGAAGGAGAUGUCCAUGCUGUCCUUGAUUUGCUCCUGCUUUUACUCACAGCCGCACCCCAACAGCACCUACCAGUAUGGAGCAGAUAUGGAGGUGAAGCCAAUAAACAAGCGUCUUUCUGGCCAGUCCUUUGAGGUGAUCCUGAAGGCCCCCGGUGACCUGUCCCCAGACCGCCCCCAGCCUCUGGCCUCCCCUCCUAAGAAGAAGGACAUUUCCCUGGGUGACCUCCAGAGAAGACUUGAUGCAGCUGAGGAGAGGAGGAAGUCCCAGGAGGCCCAGGUGCUGAAGCAGCUGGCAGAGAAGCGAGAGCAUGAGCGGGAGGUGCUGCACAAGGCCCUGGAGGAGAACAACAACUUCAGCCGUAUGGCCGAGGAGAAGCUCAACUACAAGAUGGAAGUGAACAAGGAGAACCGUGAGGCCUACUUAAGUGCUCUGAAGCAACGGCUUCAGGAGAAGGAGAGGCAUGCAGCUGAAGUGCGCCGAAACAAGGAGCUGCAGGCAGAGCUGUCUGGUUGAAAACCUUUUCUACUUCCAUAAGAGAUUUGAAAGAGUUUUGGCUAGAAAAAAAAACAAAAACGCAACUUUUUUAAAAAUAUCUCUUCAUCAAUAUUCAUGCAUUGUUCUGCAUAUAACAGUCUCAUUAGUCAUACCAUAGAAAAGCAGCUUACAAGUAGAAUACUGCGGUUAGCUCAUCAUUUGCCACAUUCAUUCAUAUUCUGCCGGUAAAGGUUUUCUUCACUGUCGCCAGCCAUUAGGCAUACACGUUUUUAAUUGCAGCAUUUUAAUAAACACUAUUUCAUAUUUGGAAGCAUGCUUCUGAUAGCCUCUGAUGCAGAUGUUGGACAGUUGAUGGACGGCACCUACAAAAUUGUGAAAUUGUGAAAUAUUAUGUGGAUAUGAAGUUUGCCAGUACAAGAAAGAUAUGCAUUAGGGCUUUUCAUGUACAGUUUGUGUCAAAAUUAGUUCAGAAAUCAGCAUUAGCAAACCUUUCAGUGUCUGAAUCUUUAAACCAGAACUUAAGCGGGUUUUGGGUUAAAGAAAUAUUCGCUGUUAUCAAACAAAGCACUUGAAGCACAAAAAACCGUCGAAUUCCGCUAUAAAAAGUGACUGUCCAUACCAUUUUAACUGCUCUGGAUACUUACUGAUUGUAUUUAUUAGCGUGUGUGUGCGUGUGCGCGCAAGAACUGCUUGAGCCAAAUUUUCUGUCUUACCUGCAGUACAGUAAUAGUAGUACAAUGUAGGGUAAAGCACCUGCAACACAUUAUCCUUUACCAGAGUGUUUGCUUUAAGUGGAGCUCUCACUUGAAGCUUGUUACCUUCCCCCGUGUAAAUAACUUUUGAGAGACGUCGACGUCGCCGUGCAACAGCUGCCGCUCAGCCGAGUCAUCCAUUGGUACGCCGAGCUCCGAACGCUUCGCCUCUUUAGCCCAGCAGACUGUGUAUAAUUCAUGUGUCACACCUGUCAGGAUGACGAGGCUUUAUUUUGGUGCUAUGGAGCUGUGCUUGUCCCCCCGCCCCUCGACCUGAGGGUGCGAUUCCGACACAGCGUGGGCUGCAGCUCAUUGACCAGGAAGUUGUUCACCGUGGUUGAAAUGGCCGUCUACCUUGGCCCAAAGACAACCUUUCCAUUUUUGUGCCAGUCCCGGAAUCGUUACGAUCCCUAAGCUGCCCCGAGAUGAAUGGGUGUGAAGAAGCGUUGCGUUGGUGGCGUUCCACUCAAUGUGACGUCCCGAACAAGAGCUCAGCGAUGAGGGAACACCGCCAGAUUGCUCAUUCAAACGGAAGGUGCCCUUACUGUGUGUUCUUUGAACUCCCGGCUACUGACGGAUCAUUUAGCUAGUGUUUAUACACAAGGCGUCGUACCAUGUGGUGUAGAGACAACGCAAUGCUUCUGGGCCUUUACAACACUCAACAUGAUCAGAGUAGCAUGUCGUCUCCAUCUUGCGGACAGAACAAGGUGUAACCUUGACCGGAUGUCCUUUCGACUACUUGUGAGAACAGCUGUGCUAGAACCAUAGGUGUUCGCCCUCUUUAGCCUUCGUAGCAUAGGUGUGUUGUGCUAGUACUCGAAAAGGUUAUGACCUUGCCUUAAGAAACAUCUAGUACUGUACGUUGCGACAAGCACUGUAUUUCCUGUCUGUGCUCCAAGGGGACCCCUUCACAGCGCUCCACACAACUCCAAAUGGAUGUAAACUUCUCAAUACCGCACUCAUCACUCUGUUGCUACAUUUCUGGAAAUAUUACCCAACACCCUAUCCUGCAUAACCCGAAUUAUAUGACUAUCAGAAACAAGAUCACAAUCUCAGCCUCUCGUGUAACCAUACUGUAGGAUAUCUCACGUGCAGUUCAGUGUCAACCUGGCAUUGUUAUCGUAAACGAAAGUGAUUGAAAACCAAUAAAGUUGA